GUGUGUGUGUGUGUGUGUGUGUCAGUUCUUUGCUUACAAAAUAAGCAUAGAAUUACAUGCAUUCUUGCCAACUUUCACGCAUAUGUGUGCCUACAAACAUAGCAGAAGUUUCUGUAUGUUUUCUGUGUGAUCGUAUGCGUGAGUAUAUGUAGAUGUGUGAGAACCAGGCUGUGAUGUCAUAUGUGGGUCAGCAGAAGGACAUUAUUGUGUCUGAGCUCUACGGGGGGUGUUAGAGGUCUGUUUUCGGACUCCUUGUGCCCGAGUGGUGCAGCACAGAGGCCCGUCUGUGGCCCGGAGAACCCGAGGAGUGCCAGGAGCCCGCGGGGUGAAUAAAUACGCCGUGAAAAGUGUGUUAAGAGAGGUGUGAAAGAAAUCGGAGGGCGAGACACUGGGUUUUGUGUGGAGCCUUUCCCUCCCCCUCGUCUCCGCAGCACACACGCUCUCUCUUUCUCACACACACACACACACACGCUUACACUUUUCCUUUCACACACACCUCACAUGGAGGUUCACAGUUCAAAUAAACAGCGGCUCAAGCAGCGGGCUGGGUCUGGUGUAAACAGCGGCGAGUCGGGGUGAUUCAAUUUCUCUCACGGCACUGCUCUCUCUCUCACUGCUUCCUAAUGGACCGUGCUUUAAAUGGGGAACGUAGGGGAGCAGCAGUAAGUGGGGAAUGAACUGGGUGAAGAAAAAGUUACGGAUGGGUAAGGACUUCCAUAUGACUAUCUCGUGAAGAAGUUUGCUCAGAUCCGGUAUUCGAAACAAGACUACAGUACCUUUUUAAAAGGCACCAGAAGUGAUGGACUGAAAGUCUAUCUUUGCUCAGAGAUGUUCUCACUCUGAAAGUUUGACCUCGGUUUGAUAAAAGUUGUUUUAUGGGAUUUAUCUGCUUGUGUGGAUUGCUCAAUGUGACUCAUAACUCCUCCUUGUCUGUCCUUGUGUGUGAGUGUUUUCUGCCUACAGUCUCAGGGCAGCGACCACUCAAUAAAUCCCCAGGUUCACCGUCUAUCAGGCCAGUGAUGAAACACAACGCUGGUCUGUCACGUCCUAGAAAUGGCAAUUUCUUCUCCAAUCCAUAAUAAAGCUUUCAAGAUCCUGUCGGGAGAGGGCUCUGGUAGCCUUAUUGACAUGGUGUGUGUAUGUGUGUGUGUGUCUGAUCUGCUCAUCACCCAUCCCUCUUAUGUUAAGUUAAACAGUGUAACAAGAUGAAAUAAGGGGGAAAUUAAAUUGCCUAAACUUAACCUCAAGAUGAAACACUGCUUUUGACUCAAAUGUGAGCUUUGAAAGAUCUCUGUCGGCUUUCAGAAUAUGUUCUCUGUGGUUUUAUUAGUCUAUUGGCUUAAGUGACUCGGUCUUAGUUUGAAUCCGAUUUGACUUUAAUCUUCUUAUUUCCUCUUUCAGAUUCAUCUGUUCAUUAUUGACAUGAUGUCAUCCAGAGAUUAUCUCUUUCUUUCUCGUACAACUAUUUACUUCCUUUCCCCAAUGGCCUGCUGUAUACAAACAUAAUUGCUCCAUGAAAUGUAUACAUCUAUCUCAAGGCUCCGAGCUGGAUUAUUUUAGUUUGGUUCAUUUCACAGAUUUGUGUUUUUGUCAGUGCUCUUCUCACCGAUUUGAAGUGAGAAAGCUCAGUUGGGGAAACAUGUCCAGUACACCAGUCAGGAUUUAGCAACAUUUCAAUCAGUUCAAAAUCUGAUGAAGUUGUUCUCAUUUGCUGCGUUGCCAAGCUACUUUCAAUCAAAUCUGAUCAAACCAUACCAGAACAAGCCGAUACAGAAUUUCAGGGUAGGGAUGCACCGAUUAAACUUUUAAUUCUCGAUACCGGUACUUGGGCUUUUGGUAUUGGCCGAUAGUGAUACCAGUGUUUAAUUAAUAAGCUGUAUGCCUAACUGUGUGCAAGUGACUAGCAUCAUUAUUUUAUGUUUAAAGCAAUAUCAGGCUUUAUAAAUGUUGCUUUUCUAACUUCGUUGAACAAAAUGUACACGUAAAUACUUUGAUAUAAAUGUACUGAAUUGUUGUUCAUCAAAAUACUGGUAUCCAAUACCAGUACAUCCUAUUUGAGUCGGUAUCGGACUCAUAUCUGAUAUUCACUGUCGGUGAGUCACUCUUUUAACUCUUAAAAAGAAUACUUGCCUUUUCAAAUGUUUACUUUGCGUGUUGCUUAUUUACUGAAUAUUUAAUGUUAAUAGAGAUGUGCUUAAGAUUUGAAACCAAGUUUUAAGACACUUUUAGUGUGAUCAGAUUUUUUUGAACCAUAGGAACAUUACAGGUGUUCAAACUAAAUGCACAUGUAUUUUAAUAUUUCCAAUUUCCAAAAGGCCCUGAAUCCUGUGUAGCCUGUAUGGGUACGCCUGUGCCUGGUCAUAGAUCAGUCUGUAUGUGUGUGCACAUUCAUGUGAAGCAAAGUCACCGUUCAAGUUUCAGUCACUAAUUAAAUGCUCUUCAUCGAAAGACUAAAAUGCUUUGAACAAUGCCAGUGCUGCUCUUACCACCACAAACAUGUUGCCACUUGUAGCCAGUCUGAAGCUACAGUAUAAAUGGGCCAAAUUGAACCCGAGGGUGGACUCAUAAUUGACUAUCAUGACUCAUGUUCAAGUAGCUUUGUUGCUACGCCACGCACAAAAACACAGACGUCCAGUCGGUGUGUUGGAAGAAUCAAAUUUUGAUGUAGUUUUACAUGAGCGCAGCGCCCGACUGCUGAUACAUUUUUGUAGUUUGUUCCUGAGUUGAUUGAAUGCCUUCAGUCCAAACUCUGUUUGAUGGACUGAUCCUGUCUGUCGCUGCUAAACCCACAAGCUCCUUAAAACUAAAUAUUUAAACGUGGCACAGCUGAGUGUCGGGGUUUAUUUAACUAAAAGUUUGAGCUUAAACCAUUAUGGGAGAGCUCUGGAGAACAGUUUAAACCAACAUCUUGGCAUAGAAUAUUUUUCACAAAUACAGACGAUCACAAGGGCAAUCUCCAUAUUCCUCACCUUCUAUUUCACUAUUUAUUCCGAUGUUCCUCUGCUCAUACUUGACAGUUUAUUAUUUUUUUUUUACUUGUAUCGCAUAAUAUCUCUAUAUUUAAAAUUCCUGGAAGCAUCAGACCUGCUCCAGGGGCUUACCAACCAAAUUCACAUUCAACAUGUGUUUCUUUUGUUGCACUUUCUCACCCCAACUGGAUAUGUUGGUUUUACCUGGCUUCUUUACAAAGUACAGUGUGCACGAACCCUCAAACUCCACAUAAAGGCUGUUGUGUUGGCUUGCUUUAUGCAGCCCUCUGAAAAUAAGUGGUAAGAUCAUAUAUCAAGACUACGGCUGCCAAACCUCAAUUGUGGUCCAGCUAAUGAGUACGCUAAUAUUUAUUAUUGAUGAUGGAACAUCUGGUCAGUCGGCAUGAGAUUGUGGCUACGGGCGAGGGCUGCAAGGUGAUUUGUUACAGAGUAAGAACCACAAAUACAAGUCAGAAGAGGUUUAGUGUAUGGAGCGAAUGUAGUGAAUGAAACAAAAACCCACACAGAGAGGGAGAGAGAGAGAGAGGGAGAGUCAGCAAAUCAGUAUCAACACCCACACCACUCAUCUGGGUCAUGAUGACAAGGUGAGGAAGAGGAACAUCAGUGGAGGCUGAAUGAGAGAGUUGAGUCAGAGAAAUGUGCUGCAGGGUGCCGAGUGUGGGAGGUUCGGAGGUGGGUUGUUCAUUCAUUGAGCCACAAGAUCACACUGUAUCAGAGCUGUGGCUUUAUGAGUUGCUGGUAGAGGAAUGAGAGGUUUUUGUGCAUUACUUCACUUUAAAAGGAGAACUUUUCAGCACAGAUGGAAACAAAGCUAGAUCUUGCCUCCCAAAUGUCUUUAUAUUUCUAAGGCACAAACACAGGAAUAAUAAUGUCAAAACAUAUUUUUCACUGUCUGUUGCCUUUUCUCAUAUCCCACUGCGUCCAUUACAGUAUUUCUUUACUUCCUAGAACUGUUGCUCCCUCCUCCUUUUUUUUUUCAAACCAGCGCAUGACCUAGUUAUGUUUUGAAUCAGAAUCCACAUGUACAGUAUGGCUGAGAAAAGCUCAUUGACAAACCGCCGUUGUUGGGCACAGCACGGUGGAAAUUGAGCUGCGUCGCCCUAGAGAGUGCUGUCUACAGUGCAGAUGAACGGUCUAAUGGAUAGACGAAGGUGGAGGGCUCAGAGUGUGUUUUUCCUCUGUGCUGAAGAGGCUUUGUGUAAGUGGGCCAGGAGGGGCAAAAAAUAGCUCCAGUCCCCUUGAGGAGUCGCUCCACAAGGUCACCUCCCUGCCCUGGGCCUUUGAGCAUGGAACUAAGUGUCCAUACUCUUUCUUUCUUCCCCCUUUCUCUCUCUUUUUCUUUCUCGCUCUCUCCCUCUACUUUCCCCUCUGUGGCUUAAUGACUUACCCAGGCCUCUGCACCGGCAAGGUCUCUGCAGCAAGAGUUGAGUUUGUGUGCUAACGAACCCCCAAGCUAAUUAGAAUUUCAGCCAAGCUGGCAACACUCCUCAUUUCCUUGCCAUUUUCCUCCCUUUGGACAAAUACAAUUUCACCCUUCAACCCGCGCAGAAUUAAUCCAGUUAAUGUUCAACACGGGGUGAAUAAUGGCCACUUAUCUGCUGGGAACAUGGAUACAGAGGGGCUCUUGGGUGGAGGUCCCAUAGUGAGCCCCCCUCCCCUCUCACUAAAUCUGCUUUCUGGUCAGAGCAGUUGGGCCAAAGUACUGCAAGUCCAUGAUAGAGGGGAGGUCAGUGUGUCUUCAAAAUGACACUGCUCUCACUGAAUGGGUUUGGAAACCAGUGAACCUUUAUACUGGCAGCCACUUCCUCUUCUUUGUAACUGGAUGCAAAGUGUUCACAUGAAUCAUUACACCCUUAAUGUAGCGGAAGGACUGUUAUCCAACAGAAGGUAAGCAAACAAACUUACUAGGAUUAGCUGCUGUGGUUGGCAACAUCUUCCGCAUCACCUCUCCAUUCACUGAGUUUAACACCCCGGUUGCUUGAUUUGUUGUUCGGUGUCCUAGUACAGAAUCUAGCAAUUAAAUAUUAACUCCAUUCUGCUCCAAGUUUUCUUUUAGGCUUUGUUAUGCUUGAAACGAACCCACUCGAACAAAGGCCACAUUUGAAGGCAAAAGUGUUCAUAGCCAUUCCAAACAGGCUCGCUCGUCUCCAUAAGGCAGGAUGAAAAUACCGCCUUAUGGAGACGAGCGAGACGUGAUCAAGCUGAGACAAAAAUACAAAUAAUGCUUACUUUCACACCUCUGCACACCUGGCCAAUUGCUGCAAAAGAAUGGGCAAGUUUUCCGAAUUGUUGGUCUCGGAAAGUUACACAUACUGUGGGAUAAGACCCCGAAGAACCAUCUGCUUUGUGGUUCUGGUAACCUAAAUCAUCUAUACAGCUUUAAUGUCUUUACCAUUUAUCUUUGAUUUCUUUCUAUUUCCGUCCUUCUCAUUGCUGAAGACAUGUAUGAUAUGGUGUGAUAAUAUUACCCUCCCCUCAAAAUCAUGGCUGCCUCAGCCCAGUUGGUUUAAGGGGCUGCAACACAGUUCAGUAGCCAGUUGGGGAUCAGACUUUGUGAAGUGUAAAUACUUGGGAGUACUUACAAAUUUGCUUAAGAAACCCUGUGCAGCACUGGGAUAGAAAAGCUAUAUGGAAGAGGAAGCUGGUUCCCUCUCUCCCCCCCUCAGCAUGUCUGAGCUAUCAGCUGUUGGGGUGAGUCCCAGCUGCCUCGCGUGUUGACUCUAGAGUGAUAGCCAUCAGCAUUUGCCGCAUGAAAGGAGAGGAGACUGGUUUUCCUAAAAAAGCAGAUGAGAAAUAAAGAUGAGGCCAUGUUGGAUGUUGGCUACAUUUCAAAUCGAGAUAAAGGCAUUGAUUUAUCAGGUGUGUUUUUCUGACCAUAUCAUGCAGUAUAUAAAUCAGUUCCUUCCCUGGUAAGAUAUGAAUAAUGUUCUUGUAGGAUAAGAUCCUUUGAGGCAGUACAACUUUCUUGCAUACUUAAGAUAGGGCCCCCAGCCUCGGGGGAACAUGUAUUUACAAUAUAGCUCAUCCUGUGCUUUGAUAGAGACAAAAACCUCAAUAUGCUUAUGCAUGCUUAGGAAGGGAGUAAACCUGUUUGGCUCACUGUCUAAAAUUACCAAGCAGCGUGGGUCUCUGCGCAUGCCAGGAGUCUGUGCAGGCAAUGCUAUCUGUGGUAUGUCCCCCAAGCUGGCCUCUAUGCUUUUAUUCGGUCCUCUCAUGGCAUUUAAAACUGCUCACUGCAGGUCGAGGAACAGUUUAUUGGGGAAAAGGGAAUGGCUUAUUGGGGUAAAUGGCUGGCCCCAAACCAUGUUGACCCAUUCUGUGGUCGCUCCGAGCAGAGGACACUGUCACUUAGAGCUCCUCGUAAAAUCUUGUGGAUAGGCCUUUAGUACAGCCUGAGCUGUAAUUUAUAUUCUUGUGUUUGUAAAGGGGCCGCGAUUAUAUGUUCUUAUGUAUGAGACUCAGUCACAGCAAGAGUCGCCCUGCCACGUGUGAGAGACGACUCGGGGGCAGAAAGACAGCUUUCACUGAAAAAGAAAAGCAGAGCUUUACUCUGACUCAGGGAAACCAGAGGAACAGUUCCUGAAAGGAGAAAAGAGACUGCAGCACUGUCCUGAAAAAACUGAGGAAGUUGUUCACAGCUGCUGGCUGUUUUCAGCAGAAACAGCUAAAUUCUUACUUGCGCAGCUUUUCACACGUUAUUUCAAAGCAAGCUUUUUAAAUAUUCCUUCCUGCAUUUAUUUUUAAAUGGUUGUUUGGCCAACCGGCAGCAGCAGGGCACUUUAGGGGAAAAAAUAUACACAAAUCCUGAUUUUUAAUUACUCUCUUAUACCCAAUUCCAUCCAUCCUCCAAGUUGCCUUUUGAAAUCUUCCACAAAUCUGUUCAGCUUUGAUUGCCAGAAAACUUUUGGCAGUUUUUCUGUUUUCUUGACACAUUUUGCGUUCCGCAAACAUGCAAAUAACGAGCAGCAUUACCACUCCUACCGCUCAUUGUUGGGACAAGAGAAAAGAAAUGGCAUUACAGAGCUUAUUCUCCUGUGAGUCUUUGGGAGAUUAAGAAGGAGCCAAAAUAGCUGAGAUGCUGGCAAUCUGUUGGGGAACAGUUGUGCUGUUUAUGUUGUGCUUACUGACUGUCAUAUCAAUCAGUCCCCUGCUUUAAUUUCCUUGUGGCUGAUUAUAUAUUGGUGAGUUGUAUUUUGAUAAUAUCAAAGUAGGAAGUCAACUUUAUUUAUUAAAUGCUGCUUGUGUGACUUCUAGAGUAGACUAGAGCAUUUUGUACUUGUAAUAGCAUAACAAAUAUGUAAUGAAUGCAUAGAUGGCUGUAAAUGAUAUAUAAACUAAGUAUGGUCUACUCUGUCCUCUGUUUAUACAUAUUUUGCAAAAAGGUCAGCCUAUUAUAACGGGCCCCAUAGGUGCACUGCAAAAAGUUUUAAAUUGCUACCAAAUUGACUUUCCAUUUGUUUUUGAUUCAGUGGAUUGUCAUUGGUCUGUAAGCCUUUUGUCCUUUCUCCAGCUAAUGUCCGCUUCUUAUGUUAAACGGCACUGUUUUGUUUACAGGGGCUCACCUCCCCAUGCGGGUCAGCGCCCUGCAGCUCCUCUCCCUCUUCGCUCUUCUUGUCCCGGGCCAGUUGAUUCGGUGAAGUGGUUCAAUUCACAUGCAAAUCCCCCCAGAACACCAGUCAUUCACGCUGCUAAUUACGCCAAUGUUGGGACGCUGACUUGCUGACAUCACACCGGUAUAUUAGCAUGUAGGGAGAAGGGUCUGUGCGUGUGUGUGUGUGUGUGUGUGUGUGUGUGUGUGUGUGUCAAGUCAACCAGAGAGGGCCCGUAAAACCGGAAGUUAGCGACUCUGACUUGAAACAAAAGCUUCAAAUAUAAGUGGUUUAAAUUGACUAUUGGUUUUCAGUCUGUACAGAAAUGAAUAGAAGUCAACGGCUGUCUGGAACAUCUGACAAUUAUAUUUAGACUGUUUCAUUAAGAAUGAUUAGGGUUUGAUGGUGAGGUAAGAUAUUUAAUAGGCUAAAGAAAUAAUUUGGUUGAAAAUAAUCACAUUAAAAUAAGGCCUUCUUGGAGUGGAUUUUUUUUCUUCUAGAUUAUAUAGCUGUGGAAGUUAAUUAUUUGCCUCGGACACAGUAGUUUAGUAAACAAAGAAAUGGGUCAAGUAGAAUCUUAACUAAAGGUCCACUAAGCUGUUUUACCCAGAGCUUUCAACCAAAUCGCAUGGUCUUCCUCAGCAGAGUGUGCUGUGUUGUCACUGGGCUAUCUCUUUGCAACACACUCCUUUUUAAUUUGGUAAAAUAAAUAAAAUUAUAAUAAUCGUAUAUAUGAUUUAACUUGCAUAACAUAAAAGCAUAUGUAGAUGUUUAGCCCAAAAAGUGUGUCCUCCAAUGGGUACAUUUUGUAGAUUAAAUUAUAGUAUCCAUUUCAGCCAAUUAAUAUCCCAACCCGUUUGAAAUUUUGCUUUUAUUGUGGAAGUUACAAACAGGAAGUAACUAUGUGAUUUAUGCGCACUUGACACCAGUUUAGGAUUAAAGCGGUGCAGUGGGACGGACAGCAGCGAGUGGAGCAGCGCCAGCGCUCCGUGCUUUUACGCAGCGAAAGUCCGCGAGGAUCUUCACUCAGAGCCGGCAGCAAUAACCCCGCUUCCGAGGAAGAUUUGUGUCGUAUUCAUUUGGAUAUUCAAAUAUUUCGGCGGAGUCUGUGUUAUUGUUUGGAUCUGUAGAUGGGGAUCUGAUUUUACGCACAUUGAGUUGGCUCUUCGUCUACGCUUUCUCCUCAUUUGCUGAACUGUUUGUGGAGGGCAGGGGUUGACAAAAGGCUUUUAAACGGAGGGGUAAAUGUAGCAGAGGGGUGCAGAAACCACACAGCGGGUAAGAGUGGGGUGUUUUCGUGGCAAAGCUGUGGCGUUGGAGUUGUGUGACAAAUUCUGCAAUGAGGAAGACUCAUUUUAAAACCCGCACCACCACAACCAGCAUUGAGGUCAGGGCUAUGGCUUCCAACCGCCGCAGUUUGUAAGGAGGAAGAUCUGUGUGCACUGUAAGUGUCGCCGUGAGGAGCAUGCUGUGACAGCCAUGCCUGUAGAGAUGGAGAAGACGGUCACCAAGCUGAUGUACGACUUCCAGAGGAACUCCACCUCAGACGACGACUCGGGCUGCGCUCUGGAGGAGUACGCCUGGGUACCACCAGGACUCAAACCUGAACAGGUUCAUCAGUAUUACAGCUCCCUGCCUGAGGACAAGGUGCCCUAUGUUAACAGCCCAGGAGAGAAAUACCGCAUCAAACAGCUGCUCCAUCAGCUCCCACCCCACGACAAUGAGAUCCGCUACUGUAACGGUCUGGACGACGAGGAGAAGCGAGAACUGAAGCUCUUCAGCACCCAACGGAAACGGGAGAACCUGGGCCGCGGCAACGUCCGCCCAUUUCCCUUGACGAUGACGGGGGCAAUCUGCGAACAGUGCGGAGGCCAGAUAAAUGGUGGCGACAUUGCUGUGUUUGCGUCACGGGCAGGUCACAGCGUGUGUUGGCAUCCAGCCUGCUUUGUGUGCAGCAUGUGCAACGAGCUCCUGGUGGACCUCAUCUACUUCUACCAGGACGGGAAGAUCUACUGCGGCCGGCACCACGCCGAGAGGCUGAAGCCACGCUGCACCGCCUGCGAUGAGAUCAUCCUUGCGGAUGAGUGCACUGAGGCAGAGGGGCGUCACUGGCACAUGAAGCACUUCUGUUGUUUCGAGUGCGAGACUGUGCUGGGGGGGCAGCGCUACAUCAUGAAGGAGGGACGGCCCUACUGCUGCUCCUGCUUCGAGUCCCUCUACGCUGAGUACUGCGACUCCUGCGGGGAACAUAUCGGCAUUGACCAAGGCCAGAUGACGUAUGAUGGGCAGCACUGGCACGCCACAGAGGGCUGCUUUUGCUGCGCCCGCUGUAAACGCUCUCUGCUUGGUCGGCCCUUCCUGCCCAAGCAGGGCCAGAUCUUCUGCUCACGCUCCUGCAGUCUCGGGGAGGAGCCCAAUGGCUCGGACUCCUCUGAUUCCGCCUUCCAAAGCGCUCGAUCCACCAGAGAGUCCAGACGCAGCGCCAAGGCAGGGAAGAAUGGAGGCGGAGGUGGUGGAGUUCAGACUGAGAGAUUCUCAGGGGAAGUGGACCCACUGUCUUUACAAAUGGAUCUUCUGAGUCUUUCCAGCCAAACGCCCAGUUUGACACGCGAGCCUCCUGCCUGGCAGAGCCAAGAGCAAGCAGGUGACGGCUAUAAUUAUGAAUCCCAGUCAGACCCAACUGUCAACCCCACCCCUCUUCAGCUCCUGAGCCAGUGCAAUGUCAGGACUGCCUAUAUCCCCACCUGCCCUGUACAGAAUAAUCAUCAGCAGGAUCACAGGAUCAAAGAGAAUGGAGGUUUAAAGAGGCCACCCAUCUCAGCCAUGAAGGGCCACUCUCUGAAUGAGAUGUGGUUCCAACCGCCAGCUCCAGACGAGUACUAUCCACCCAAACUGAGGACCCAAAAGAGCUUCACAGAGGUGUCCCAUUGUUCUCAGCACCACAAUGGCUUCUCCUCUGACAAGCGCUCAAUCAGUUUGCACGGCUUUCAGAGGGACAGGGUAAGAGAGACGGGGCCACCAGCAGCAACCCAGGUAGCAAGAAGCAGGAACCCCAUCAAUGCACUUAACUUCACAGAGCAACUGACCCCUCUGGAGCAGACCCCAAGAGGAUCCAUGGAGUCCCUGGCCCUGUCCAAUGCAACAGGCCACUCAGCAGAUGGAGGAGGAAAGCGACAGGAGCACCUUUCUCGUUUUUCCAUGCCAGACCUGAGCAAAGACUCUGGAAUGAACGUGUCAGAGAAAAGUAACAUGGGCACGCUCAACUCCUCAGUGCAGUUUCAUAGCUCUGAGUCUAUUCACAGCCUCACCGCCAGUCAGCCCUACAUGGAAAUGGAUCCUUCCAGAUCCUCCCAGUACCAGGUGCAGUACUGCGACCGCCCUGGCAUGGGUGCGAGUAUGGGUAUGACUAAGUUACCACCUGGCUUCACCUUCCAAGAGGAGGAUAGGGUGAGUUUGGUGAGCAGCGCCAAUGCUGCCCGCCUACCCCCCAUCAGUGAGCGCAGGGUGGGUGGUGUCGGUGGUGGAGGAGGUGGAAGGGGAGCCGGCAUACGGAUGGAUGCUCCAGAAGAGACUCCCCAGAGGCGCCGGCACCACCACCACCGCUCCCGGAGAUCCCGUCGAUCCCGUUCAGAAAACGCUCUCAACUUGGUGGCAGAGCGAAGGGUGAGACCUCAAGAAAGACCACAGUUACGUGUCCGUGAGGAUUACGACCGUUUCCCGCCACCAAGGAGCAUCAGGGACCAGUUCGGAGUAGGAGGAGGAGGAGGGGGCAGAUACCAGCCCCAACCCUUCAGGCAGUGCCCCAGAACCACUUCAGACCUGACUCUUCAAAACCCUGGGGCCAGCCGACGCACUGGCUUGAACCAGUACUCCUGGGAUGAUUAUGAUGAUGAUGGCUGGUGCUCCACUUGCUCUUCAUCCUCCGAAUCAGAGGACGAAGGUUACUUCUUGGGUGAGCCGAUCCCCAGACCCAUCCAGCUGCGCUACCUCAGCAACCAGGAGCUCGUCCAUAAGUACAACGGGAUUGGAGGACCCAACCACAGCGGGCAGUUACACACCCGCAAACGCAGAAAAAGCAAGAACUGCAUUAUCUCCUAACAUCCUGUUAUCUGGUAAAGGAAAGUACUCUUUGUCCAGCUUGUGUACACUAACAUCUCCCGUCUGGAACAAAAAAAUAAAAAAAACUCUCAGUCCAUUUAUUCAGUGUUGUUGGGUGUUGAAUAUCAAGUAAUUGAAAGUCAGUGAUGAAUUACAGUCGGUUAACAGUGAAAAAGCAACAGUGUUUGCAUGUUUGUUCAUUUUAAUGUUUCGGAAUAUCUCCUGAGUAUUAAGGCUAACAGUUACAUGCGCAGUUCUAUCAAGUCACAACAUUUAUCAAAAGCUGAUGUGCAAUUUCUUUUUAAUCAUAACUUCAUUUCCAUGCAGCACACAAGUGUGCAAGGUAGUCUGUUUGGUACAGCUUAGCUUUUUCACGCAAUGUGAUUUAGAGACAGGAUAUACUGUACUAUUGUAUUCAGGUCAUAGUAUGUACAUAGAUAAAUGAAUUAAUAAUUUCACUUAAGUUAAGGAAGUCCAUGUACAUAUGGUUGUAAAUGAGGCCUCACAUAUUUUUAUAUUUUGUAUGGAUAGAAUCGUUUAUGUAUUAAAUAUCUAUAAUGUAGAUAUAGAAUAUGACAAAAACAACUUAUGCAUGUUUUAUUUGGCUGACCUGGUCCUGCAUUUGGAAUAAAGGAGUAUUUCAGUGAG
This is a messenger RNA of Anarrhichthys ocellatus (wolf-eel), 12325 nucleotides long. It is a transcript of the gene prickle2b, whose product is annotated as prickle homolog 2b. NCBI's taxonomy places the organism in Eukaryota, Metazoa, Chordata, Actinopteri, Perciformes, Anarhichadidae. The transcript has 8 exons. Gene Ontology annotation, molecular function: zinc ion binding. The record is from RefSeq and is a predicted model, not a curated record. Bases 9059 to 11677 code for a protein of 872 amino acids.